AGUCACUGAGUCCAAAUCCACUGUUUUCUGAGUCUCUGGCGGUGUCACAGCUCAGAGUAAGAACACUGCACAGAUCUGGGUCGUGACUGAAGAGAUCAACCUUGUUUGAUUUCUUCUCAGUAUUAUUAGGUUUGAAGGAUCAUUGCUAUUAUCAUGUCAAGGAGGCCAGUAAAUCCUUCACGUCGUAUAGGUGAUGGUGGAAGUAUACCGUUCGUGGCCUCUAUCCAGUCUAAAUCUCAGAACUCUCCCCUACUAUCUAUUGGGCUUGUUAUCUUGGGUGCAAUCCUCCUGAUUGGUUAUUGUUACAGCAGUUCAGGUGGAGCUAGCAGUGAUAUCAAGGAUGUGAAUAAACUUGAAGGUGGUGCAUCAUGCACAUUAGAAGUCCUACAAGCAUUGCCCAUUUUGAAGAAAGCUUAUGGAGACAGCCUGCAUAAAGUUUUGCAUGUUGGCCCAGACUCUUGUUCUGUGGUAUAUAGUUUGUUACAAGAAGAGGAUACAGAAGCUUGGGGAAUAGAACCAUACGAAUUAGAAGAUGUCAGUGCAAAGUGUAAAAGUCUAAUACGCAAGGGCAUUGUGCGUGUGGCUGAUGUAAAGUUUCCUCUACCCUAUCGUGCAAAGUCAUUUUCCCUUGUCAUUGUGUCAGAUGCAUUGGAUUACUUAUCUCCAAGAUACCUGAAUAAAACCCUGCCGGAGUUGGUGAGGGUAUCUGCUGAUGGUGCUGUUAUCUUUGCAGGUUAUCCAGGUCAGCAGAGAGCUAGAGGUGGAGAAGUGGCCAAAUUCGGUCGUCCAGCCAAAUUGCGCAGCUCAUCUUGGUGGAUAAGGUUUUUCGUUCAGACUGGAUUAGAAGAAAAUGAAACUGCUGGAAAGAAGUUUGAACAGGCUUCAGCCAAGAGGGCAUACAAGCCAGCAUGCCAAGUUUUUCACCUCAAAUCAUACCCCUGAAAUUUUUACUGUCUUGUUUUAAACUCUUGACUUAAUGGUUGGAAACCAUGCUGAUGAGAUAGGCACCUUGAGCACCCGAAGGGUAAAAGUUCCAUAUAUUCUGUUGAAAUUAUAGUAGUCUUUGAUAAGAUCAUGACCAGAUAUUAGAUUCAAUUAUAUAUUUUAUUGGCAAUGCCAUUGUAAACUAUUUUUGUCUUGAUACUUGAUAGUG
Molecule: messenger RNA, 1153 nt
Organism: Gastrolobium bilobum
Lineage: Eukaryota; Viridiplantae; Streptophyta; Magnoliopsida; Fabales; Fabaceae
Product: probable pectin methylesterase CGR3
Exons: 7
Coding region: 154-942 (262 amino acids)
Biological process (GO): pectin metabolic process
Molecular function (GO): methyltransferase activity
Source: RefSeq, a predicted model, not a curated record